Nematolebias whitei (Rio pearlfish) is the source of this 5501-nucleotide messenger RNA. It is a transcript of the gene tulp4a, whose product is annotated as TUB like protein 4a. The record is from RefSeq and is a predicted model, not a curated record. The coding region runs from base 201 to 5501 and encodes 1766 amino acids. The transcript has 13 exons. NCBI's taxonomy places the organism in Eukaryota, Metazoa, Chordata, Actinopteri, Cyprinodontiformes, Rivulidae. Gene Ontology annotation, molecular function: protein binding.
UUGAUCUUUUUGGGGCUUAUGGGAGAGUUUUGAUUGAUGGCAAAGGGGUUGUACUAUGCACCAGUUUAACUGUCUCAUGCCCAACACUGAACUGCUGACCUCAGUGGAGGAGAGGUGCUCUUAACGGUUCUCAACCCCCUGCGAAGAACCUCCCUCUGGAUUUUUUAAAAUUUAAUCAAGGGGUGCAGAAAGCUGCAGGUAUGUUUGCUGCUGUGGAGCAUGGCCCGGUGCUUUGCAGCGACUCCAACAUCCUGUGCCUGUCCUGGAAGGGCCGGGUACCCAAGAGCGAGAAGGAAAAACCGGUGUGCAGAAAGCGGUACUACGAGGAGGGCUGGCUCGCUACAGGGAACAGUCGUGGAGUUGUCGGGGUCACAUUCACAUCCAGCCACUGCAGACGAGACCGGUCCAGCCCACAGAGAGUAAACUUCAACCUCAGAGGACACAAUAGUGAGGUGGUACUGGUGCGGUGGAAUGAACCUUUCCAGAAACUGGCCACCUGUGAUACAGAUGGAGGGAUUUUUGUUUGGAUUCAGUAUGAGGGCCGCUGGUCUGUGGAGCUCGUCAACGACCGUGGAGCUCAGGUAAGUGACUUCACCUGGUCACAUGACGGCACGCAGGCUCUCAUCUCAUAUCGGGAUGGGUUUGUCCUGGUGGGCUCUGUCAGCGGACAGAGACACUGGUCUUCUGAGAUCAACCUGGAAAGCCAGAUUACCUGUGGAAUCUGGACUCCAGAUGACCAGCAGGUGCUGUUUGGUACUGCGGACGGACAGGUCAUAGUGAUGGACUGCCACGGGCGGAUGCUGGCCCACAUACUGCUGCAUGAGUCGGAUGGUAUUGUCAGCAUGUCCUGGAACUACCCCAGCUUCCUGGUGGAGGACAGCAGUGAGAGUGACACAGACUCUGAUGAUUACACUCCACCUAAAGUGCACAGCCAGAAACCUCUACUAACAGUCAGCUUCACCUCUGGAGACAUCAGCCUGAUGAACAAUUAUGAUGACCUCUCACCCACCCUCAUCCACACUGGUUUAAAAGAUGUUGUAGUUCUGUGGUGCUCUCAGGGAGAUCUCCUGGCUGUGGCAGGGAUGGAGAGAACCCCCCUUUCUCCUGAAACCCCCUGUCCCCUUCCCACCAGGAAUGCUAUUGUCAAGUUCUACAAUGUUCUUGGAGAACACACCUACACUCUCGACACACCUGCACAGCGCCCCAUCACUACGCUCUGUUGGGGUCACCGGGACUCGCGUCUAUUUCUGGCAUCGGGCCCGGCGCUCUACGUUGUGCGAGUGGAGCACCGUGUUGCGUCGCUUCAGCUACUCUGCCAGCAAGUUGUUGCCACAGCAGUAAAGGAGGAAAAGGAUGUUGCCAAGCUCACCAUGCCUUCUCGUCUUUGUUCCUACGUCACUGCUGCUUUUAUCCCCACCAUUAAGCCCCCGAUUCCAGAUCCCAAUAACAUGCGUGAUUUUGUGAGCUACCCAACGUCUGGGAACGAGCGACUGCACUGCACUAUGAAGCGUACUGAGGAUAACCCUGAAGUGGGAGGGCCAUGCUAUACUUUGUAUCUGGAGUACCUAGGAGGUCUGGUGCCUAUCCUGAAGGGCCGAAGGAUAAGUAAACUGCGUCCAGAGUUUGUCAUCAUGGACCCAAAGUCAGAUGGUAAAACAGAUGAGAUCUAUGGCAACAGUUUGAUAUCAGCGAUGAUUGACAGCUGUAACUGCUCAGACUCUAGUGACAUUGAGCUGAGUGACGAUUGGGUCGGCAAGAAGUCUCCAAAGAUAUCGAGAGGAAGUAAAUCUCCCAAACUCCCAAGGAUUAAUAUUGACCCCAGAAAAUCACCCAAACUGUCCCGAGCUACGCAAGAGAUCUCCAGGUCUCCACGCUUACCCAUACGGAAACCCUCCAUUGGUUCACCCAGUCUGUCUCGAAGAGAAUUUCCUCUGGAUGACAUUAAUCAGCAAAACUAUCUUGCUCAGGUCACAUCCAAUAUUUGGGGGACAAAGUUCAAGAUAGUGGGGCUGGCUGCAUUUUUACCAACCAAUCUUGGAGCAGUUAUCUACAAGACAAGCCUCCUCCAUCUGCAGCCUAGACAGAUGACCAUCUACCUGCCAGAGGUGCGCAAGAUCUCUAUGGACUACAUCAACCUGCCUGUUUUCAGCCCUAAUGUUUUCAGCGAGGAUGAAGAUGACCUACCUGUCACAGGUCCUGCUGGAGGUGCUGAUGACAACCCUCCUUGCACUGUAAACAUCCCCAUUGCCCCUAUCCACAGUCCUGCACAGGCCAUGUCUCCUGCCCAAAACAUUGGUUUGGUCCAGUCACUCUUGGCUAAUCAGAACGUUCAGCUGGAUGUUCUAAGUAAUCCCACUGCAUCCCCUGCUGGAGCAUCUGCCAGUGGGCCAGACCAAAGCCAAGAUACAAUGUUGACAGCCCAGUACACUGUACCCACCAGGUACUCCAGUCCUGGUCAGGUCAUUUUUGGGGGACUAGAAAUGGGGCGCCUAAUGGUUGCACCUCCACCAUCUCAUUCAUCACAGCAACAACAGCAACAACCAAGUCAACAGCAGCAGCUACAUCAUCAACAAAUUCAGCACCACCAUCAGCAGCUUCAGCAACAGCAGAUGCUCCAUCACCAACACUUGCAACAGCAGCAGCACAUUCAGCAGCAGCUUCAACAGCAGCUCCAACAGCACAUACAAAUGCAGCAGCAGCAACAACUACAACAACAACAGCAGCAGCAACAACUACAGCAACAACAGCAGCAACAACUACAGCAACAAAUUCAGCUGCAACAACAGUUGCAUCAUCAGCUUCAUUCUCAACAGCAGCUUCAGCAGCAGCUUCAGAUUCAGAUCCCUGUCUCCUCCGUGUCAUCAGGCCAAACCUCAGGUGCUGCUCUGCACCAGCUGCAGCCAGGAGCCCUGCAGAUCCAAAUUCCUCACAUACCAGCUGAUUUAAUUGUUGAUAGAACAGUGGGGGGUGAACAGGAGCACUUACUGAAAAUCAAAACAACUCGGUCAACUCCCCAGCUGGCUGACAGUGAUACAGUUGUGUUCAGUGCCCCUUUAGAGCUCAGUAAGAUGAACCCACCACCUCCUUACCCUGGGACUGUGGCUGCAGCCAUUGCUGCUGCAGCAUCUGCAGCUGCCUCAUCGUCAGCCGCCUCUGCAGUUUCCAACUCCUUAUCUGCAACAGGACUGGCCACAGGUGGAACUCCUCCCCCUGGUGAUCUUUGCCUGAAAAAGGGAGAUUUCUCGCUUUAUCCAUCAGGUUCGCAACAAGCGCAGUAUCCCACACCAAUGGGUUACGAGAGAAUAACAACCUUUGAUAGCAGUGGGAAUGUGGAAGAAGUGUGUCGCCCUCGAACGCGUCUUGUCUGCAAUCAGAAUGUCUACACUCUCCAAGGACCUGGCAACUCUGCCACUCUCAGGGUCACUUCGUCAUCCUCUGCAGCAGACAAGAAAAUUCAGCUGCCCUACACCUCUGCUACCCUUAACAGACUCACUGCACCUCGUUAUUCUAUACCCAGUGGAGACCCACCUCCAUACCCUGACCCAGCCAAUCACAAUAAUGCGGCUGGGAGGAACUCUGGUCAGAGGCUUGAUAGUGGUCUGAUUCAUGCAACCCUUAGGAGGAACAGCCGAGAGGCAGCACUCAAAGUUUCCCAGAUGCUGGAACCACCUAGACCACUGCCUCCCAAGGCUAAAAAUAAUGCACUAACAUCCUCAUUCCAGCAGAGGGUGCCAACAGCCUUAUACACCUGCAGUCAGUGUAGCAGUGGGUCCAGUGUUGGAGGCACUGCACCAGGGAGCGCCAAUGGAAUAGCAGGAGGAACAAUUAUCAGACAGGAUUUCCCUCUGGGGAAUGGAGCGCCACACAGCACAGUUAUAGUUCACUCCAACAGCGCAGCUCCUCUAGCCUCCCAGUCCUCAUAUAGUUUGAUGAGCUCACUUGAAGGAUCUGGGAGUGCAGCAGGAGGAGGAAGUAACAGAGACAGGGCUGAUUAUGUGAAUUCAGCAUUUACUGAGGAUGAAACGCUGAACCAGUCACUGAGGCAUCUGGCAUUAGGAGGAAAUGAGGCAUUAGGGCUUGUUGUUAAACGCCCACCCCCAUAUCAAUGGGACCCAGCUGCAACAGAGGAGGUUUGGGUUCCUCAGGAAAGAACAGCUUCAUUGAACUCUAAUCUCCCGCCUGCACCUCACAAACCACCCCCUCUUAUUCUUAGCUCUGCCCAGCACUUGGAUGUAACCAGAAUGCCUUUAGUCCUUUCUCCAAAGUCCCCCACCAGCCUUAGUGCUGCAUCAUUCCAAGCUGCAGCAGCAGCUACAGGCUACCAGAUCUCUCUUCAGUACCCACCUGCAACUGCCUAUAAUGGAGCCCACCUGCAAGCUAUCCCUGGGUCUCCACGCCCCUGCACCUCCCCAAAGGAGGUGGUGGCGCCUGUGCCCCUCUCACAGCAGGAGGAAACCCUCGUCUUAUCUCCAGGUUAUUCUGCAAAUGUUGCCAACUUGGCCUGCUGUCCCCUCCCACCUUUGUACCCAGGAGGAAGUGCUUGUGCUGGACUGCCCAUACCUCCCAUUGCCCUUCACACACCGUGGGGAACAUAUAAUUCUUGUCCUCCUAUGCCCAGUCCUGCAGUACCACUACCACCCAAAGUGUCUCACAUGGCAGCAGACAAAAAUGUGCUCUCACCACCACCACCACCCCCUCCUCCUCCCCCUCCUCCGCCACCACCACUACCACCACCAGCAGAACUACAAAGUCACGGUGCUUUACAAGAGGGCGUGGCGGAGGCAUUGGAAAGUUUCCAAGAGGUGCUUUCUUUGACUGAGAGCCCUGUGCCACAGCGGUCUGAGAAGUUCACCAAGAAGAACCGCAAGCGGGUGGAUGGUCGGGCCGAGGAGGCUAAUGUGUCUCAGCUAGCCGAAGGGAGCAAAACAAAAAAGGAGGGCAGAGCUCUUGGCGAUUUCAACUCCCUUAUAUCUAGUCCACGGCUGGGAGGAAGAGACAAGAAGAAGCUGAAAGGACAAAAAGAACAGCAAGUGAAGACCAAGAAGCUGAGCAAGGCCACUGCCAACAGUGAGUUCCAAGAUAGUUCAGAAAGUGAACCAGAGCUUUUUAUCAGUGGGGAUGAGCUCCUUAAUCAGUGUCAGAGCGGUAAGAAGGGUUGGAAGAAUAAAAGGAACUUGAGGGCUGCCAAUGAGCUGGAUGAAAUCAAGUGUCGAAAAGCCAAUGAGAAAGAAGACCGAGGACUGGGCAGCCAGGGGUUUGUUUACGUCAUGGCCAACAAGCAGCCACUGUGGAAUGAAGCCACACAGGUGUACCAGCUGGAUUUUGGUGGACGCGUCACACAAGAGUCAGCCAAGAACUUUCAAAUUGAACUGGAGGGCAGGCAGGUGAUGCAGUUUGGCAGGAUUGAUGGCAACGCCUACAUCCUGGACUUCCAGUACCCCUUUUCUGCUGUUCAGGCUUUUGCUGUGGCUUUGGCAAACGUCACUCAACGCCUCAAAUGA